Molecule: messenger RNA, 2800 nt
Organism: Prunus avium (sweet cherry)
Lineage: Eukaryota; Viridiplantae; Streptophyta; Magnoliopsida; Rosales; Rosaceae
Biological process (GO): translation
Cellular component (GO): ribosome
Molecular function (GO): mRNA binding; structural constituent of ribosome
Source: RefSeq, a predicted model, not a curated record
AGCCAUAUUUGGCUCUUGCAAAAUUGAAUGGCUUUGUGUUUAGGUUGAUUUGACAAAAAUACAUUUCCUGCAGCGAGGAGUAAACUGGACUAAAAGGACUCUCUUUCUCUAUCGCUCUCACUGGCUCACUCUUUCUCUCUCUUUCUCGCUCGAAUUUUCUCUGGUUCUGUCUAGCUCUGACUCUUUUCCUCUCUCAUGGUGGCUGUCUUUCUCGCUCACUAGCUCGCUAUCUGUUUAUUUGGCUCGCACUAUCUUUCUCACUGGCUCGCUAUUGUGCUCUCUCCCAGCAUCUCAAGCUCUGUGACAGGUUCUUAUAUAUCACUAAAUACGAUAUCUUGCUACGGUUGGAAACAUUUUCAUCUUAACUCACAGAGAUGUUUGCUGUUUGGCCAUCGGUUGAGAUUUUCUUUUCUCUGCCAUUUUGGCUUGCAAGGGCUUGUUUGCUUUCCUUUGGUUGCUGGGGAAAAGUGAGCAGGAGCAUCUACAGGGCUCCUCAAGAGUACUUGGGCCCAUUAGUCAAUUGGGCUAGGGUUCUAGUUCCUUUAAAUAUUAGUUACUUCUUUGGUUUUCCUAUUCUAACUAGGAUUUGGUUUAAUUUCCUCUUUUGGUUUUUAAUUUCCUAUGUCAAUUAGGUUUUCUGCACUCUAGUAUAAAUAGGCUAUUAAGAGACUCUAGUAUUCAGUUUUGUUGAUGAAUAUAAUUUCCGACUUUUAGUCUAUAGAGUUUCUAUUGGGUUUUCUGCACUCUAGUAUAAAUAGGCUAUGAAGAGAUUCUUGUAUUCAGUUUUGUUGAUGAAUAUGAUUUCAAACUUUUAGUCUAUAGAGUUUCUAUUUGGAUUUUUGCCCUAGAACUCAAUUAUCUUCAUUCCAACUUCUAUUCUAUUGCUCUAUCCUUCAAUUCUCCGUAUUUUGGCUAUGUUUGGGAAUCUGGACAGUAGCUUAUAGCCGCUGCCCUGCAUAAAAAAUGUUAGGAAACACAAAUUGUUACGUUUACUUAAGUUUUCUUGUUACGGUUGUGUAAAUUUUUAUUCUUUCAUAUAUGUUUCUAUUUGACUGCUAUUUAAAUCCUAUGAAUGCUCGGGUAGACGGAUUCUAGUUUCAUGGGAUAAUAUGGAUAUGUUACCAUUUCCCACAAUUAAACCAUUGUAAGACCAAGUUCAAAAAAUAGCAUGGAUUAGGGGAUAGGAGGAUUAUUGUAGUAAUUUACAGCAUUUUCAAAUGGACAGCAUUUCAAAAACGCUAUGAAAGGAAACAUAGCAUGUUAUAAGUGCUAUUUGUUAUAUAUAUAUAAUAGUGUUUAAGAAACAAAAGAGUCUUUUAUAGCAUGUCGAAAACGAUAUGGAAACUCUUGCGCUAUUAUAGCGUCGGCUGUUGGAGCUUUUUUGAAAACGCUAUUAUAUCCUAUUGUAGCGUUUUUGACGUGCUAUCGAUGAGGAUAUGUGGUGUAGUGUCUUUUUGAAAAACUGCCCGAAGUAUUUGCUAAUUUAACAUUUAAGUGGAGUUCUAAAUGUGACGUGAAUAUUCUACUAAAAUGGUUGGACUUUUAAGCACUUGAAAGAAGUUUACAGAUUGGGUUAAUUAGUUGGUAGUUAAGUGGACAAUCAUUGUGCAUGGUCAGUUGGUCAAGCACCAUUUACCUUUCAAGAGGGCAUAUUUUUUCUUCCUUAUAUCCAUCAUCAUGUGUCUACCCGUAGCAAUUAUCGACCAACUGAACUCCUAGGAUUUUUAGUUCUUAUUUGUUUUGACUCUUGAGUUAAUGCUGUGAAAAAAAUUUGCUGAAAGAAUAAAGUUAUGGAAUCUUGGUAAUACCCAAAACUAAAUGAAAGGGUAAGCAGUAGUUUUACUACAAUUAGUUAUGAAACAGGACAGUCAUACAUUGAUUUGCAUUAUUGCCUUUAGUGAUGAUUUUGCAUUCAACAGGGUGCAAGUUUGGCUCUCCACUGAUGGCGUGCUCUGUACAACGCUUCUCCAGCCAUGCUCGGUUUUCUCGAGUAAGUAUUGUCCCAGGGUCCAAACCUUUCCUGACGGACACGUUUUCCGAGGUCAAACAAGGUGAGGUCAGGAGGGUACCUGGCAUUUCAGAAGAACAACUUCACAGUAAGCUUGUUAUAGGCUUACCUGCCAGAACUGCAACUCAACAAGGACCAGGGGGUCUAUCAAGAUUUGCCACCUUCAGUCUUUCUCGUGCCCUUAGCACCGCAACUUCAGCAAAUGAGACUCGGACCCAGAAGCUCGAGCGCAUUGCAGACGAGCUCCUCGACCUUACAAAGAUCGAGAGGCACGACUACUCCAUCCUCUUCAGGCUGAAAAUGGGCCUCAAUCGGUACGGCCCUGCAGUCUCGGGGAUUGGCUCAGCAUCUUUGGAAUCUGGGCCUGCCUCCACAGACUCCAAAGUUGUUGAGAAGACUGCAUUUGAUAUAAAGAUUGAGAAGUUCGACGCAGCGGCAAAGAUCAAAAUCAUAAAGGAGGUUAGGACUUUCACUGACCUGGGACUGAAGGAGGCUAAAGAAUUGGUGGAGAAGGCCCCUGUUGUGGUGAAGAAAGGUGUGACCAAAGAGGAGGCGGGGCCUAUUGUUGACAAGCUUAAGGAAUUGGGUGCUACUGUGGUAUUGGAAUGAAAUGAAUCGUGUUAUUUUGUUUAUUUUUCCCCUUUUCACAUAGGAUAAGUGAUCGUUGAGUUAAAUGAUAAAUGGAGAUAGUUUCUUCAUAGUUUGUUGAAAUGGAACUCAUUUCUUUAAUGGAGGAGAGAGAAUGUAGGUUUUGUUGAUUAUCUCAUCAAAUUGUGUCACCAUUUGGGGUAA